GGCAUGGUGAUUUCCAACGGUAUUCCACCCAAUAUUACCAAAGUGUCCGCUUGGGAUAGCAUAAACAUGGAGGUCCUAAGAACGACGAUAACAAGUUCAAUGUUUACCUGCAUCUUCUUCUUCCUGCUCUUUAUGGCAGCCAUGUUAACCAUCUUCUUCACCAAUUCAGUUGCCCGAGAAACAACUCGCUACAUCCUUUUUAUCCACAUGCUCAUUAAUGACGCGGCCUACCUAUGCCUUGCCCUUCUUCUUUUUGUCUGUUUUGCCUAUCAAGUUACCUUCCCUGUCCCCGUCUGUUACCUUAUCGUCACUCUAUCCUCGACCACCAUCAAGGUCACGCCGUAUAAUCUGGCGGUGAUGUCCUUGGAAAGAUACGUUGCCAUAUGUUUCCCCCUAAGACACGGAGAGUUUUGCACCGUUCCAAGAACGUUCCUUGCCAUUGCAUUGGUAUGGACGAUAUGUCUGAUUCCUAACGUUGCUGAUUUUAUUAUUCUGUGCUCCUCUGUUAACAAAAGAUUUUUUUUACUUUAUGCGAUAUGCUCCCGGUCAACUUUUACCAUCAUCCCCAUGCAGGAAGUAAUAAGGAUUUUUGCCUACGUCUUGGCGUUUUCCCUCACGGGGCUGGUGAUCCUCUUUACUUACAUCAGAAUCACCCUGAUUGCGUUGAGGAUCUUCUCAAAAAAGGAAUCAGCCUCCAAGGCUGCGAAAACCAUGAUGCUUCAUGCUGUUCAGCUUAUGUUGUGCAUGUCAACCUUUGGCUACAGCAUUGUAGAAUUAUUCACCAAGGAUAAUUUAGUUCUUUUACCCUCUAUUAAUUUCUGUUUUUUCAUGUGCCUUCCAAGAUUCAUCAGUAUAUUUAUCUACGGUGCACGGGAUGAACUGUUCUUUGGCUACUUAAAGAGAUGUUUCGUCCGCAGUGCUUCCAAAAUUGUCCCAAGCUCAGCAACAUGAAAGAUGGUAGACCAUGACCUGCAUGUCUUGGGUUCUGAGAUACAGAUGAAAUGCCUAUUGUUCCAAAAUAAAUAUCAAGGCCAGAUUUAUACUUUCUCUCUCCAACAAAGCCAACAGUCUUGUGCCACUCCUCUUAAUCUUCAAUCUAACAUUAGUGUUGCAUUCAUUUUAGACUCCAUAGCCCCAGAGACAUACGAAGACUGGUAGUCGUGAAGGCUGAAAGAGAGAGGUCAUCUGGGCAAUACACCCGGAGCUGAUGACUAAAGGGCUAGGAAGGAUUGUCCCCCUACUCUGAUAACAGUUAAUGUCUAGCUGUAUGGACUCAUAUUAGAGGAACUGUAAGCACACAGUAGACCAGGGGUGCCCAACCUUUUGAAGGGCAAGGGCCACUGAAGCGACUUGGUAACCGGUCGCGG
Rana temporaria (common frog) is the source of this 1367-nucleotide messenger RNA. Its product is annotated as odorant receptor 131-2-like. Gene Ontology annotation, molecular function: G protein-coupled receptor activity. Gene Ontology annotation, cellular component: membrane. Lineage: Eukaryota; Metazoa; Chordata; Amphibia; Anura; Ranidae. The coding region runs from base 4 to 951 and encodes 315 amino acids. The transcript has a single exon. The record is from RefSeq and is a predicted model, not a curated record. Gene Ontology annotation, biological process: G protein-coupled receptor signaling pathway.